UGUUACCAUUCAUUCAUUCGACCAUCCAUUCAUUCCAUUUCACUCAUCAUUCAUCAACACUUUCAAUUUAUUCAAUUCAAUCAUUUUUCAGCAUGCUCGACUGCCAUUGAUCGAUGAGGAUACUCCCGAAGAAAGGGCUAAGAAAGUUGGAGAUCCUAUUCUUCACAAUGUCGUCAUUGAUCUUCUGGAAACUGUGCAGUGUAUAAGACAAGAAAUGUUGACGCAAGAACAUGUGAAUAGGAUUCGAAAAGAGUGGCAAAUGCUGGCCAGGAUGCUGGAAAAGUUGCUUAUGUGGCUGUUCAUCAUCUGUACUAUAAUCUUUGCAACCGUCAUGCUUUACGAUGCGCAAGAUCCACCGAUAAUUACGGACGAGUUAAUGAAGGAUCGGGCCAAAUAG
Cylicostephanus goldi is the source of this 397-nucleotide messenger RNA. NCBI's taxonomy places the organism in Eukaryota, Metazoa, Nematoda, Chromadorea, Rhabditida, Strongylidae. The record is from the annotation of a GenBank genome assembly.